Messenger RNA from Aethalodelphis obliquidens (Pacific white-sided dolphin), 7698 nucleotides. It is a transcript of the gene CDC14B, whose product is annotated as cell division cycle 14B. Gene Ontology annotation, biological process: protein dephosphorylation. The transcript has 14 exons. Lineage: Eukaryota; Metazoa; Chordata; Mammalia; Artiodactyla; Delphinidae. The record is from RefSeq and is a predicted model, not a curated record. Bases 2294 to 3802 code for a protein of 502 amino acids.
UCAGUAGGCGGACUCUCAACCACUGUGCCACCAGGGAAGCCCUAAUCACGAACUUUUAAGCAAAACGUAAAGAGACCUGUUUUCUAGCUUCAGGUUUCUAAUAAAUAGCUCUCAUCCCAGCACUCUAGCCUCUGUUGUGGUUUAUCACAAUAUGACUCUAACAAUAGAAUUUUGAGAAUAUAUUGUGCAGAGAUAAUUGGACAUAAAAUAUCAGUGAUUCCUCCCCGACCUGUAAUAUAUAAAAUAUUUCCUAGGGAACUGAAUUUCAGGUUUGGACUUGGAGGGAAAACCUCUCCCCAUUUCCUUCCAGUUUUAUUUGGGUUUGUUAAAAGAAACUGGAUUUCAAGAGAUGGUAGCAAGCAAGAGGUUACUAAGAAGUUCUGUUAUUUAAAUGUGUGCAAAGGACAUUUUCCAUAUUGUCUUAUACUACGUUUACUGAAUGCUUCAUAUCUUGAUGAAGAGUCAGCCUUGGGAAAACACUUUUAGCCCACAGGUUCACUUUUCAAAAGCUUCAUAAUUUUGAAUAGGUAAUAUAUGUUACAAAAUUCAAAAGUUACAAAAACGAAUAAAUCUUUCUUACCCUUCCCUAUAUACAGAUACUCAGUUUCCCCUUAUAAAGGCAAACACCAGUUUCUUGUGUUUCCUUCCAGAGAUAUGCAAGAUUCCGUAUACAAUCAUAUACAUUUGUGUUUUAAAUACGCACCUAUAAAUCAUCCAGCCUGUAAACACCUAUAACGCUGUCCAUCUUGGCAAUCUUGCCCGUGUUCAAUUUUCAGUCUUGGAAAUUUCUGCUAAAUUGCCCUUUGUUGCCCUUCAUGGAGGUUGUCCCAGUUUAUGAUCUUACCCACAGGCAGUGAGAGUACCUGUUUCCCCACCUCACCAACACAGUGCCUUAUCAAACUCCUUUCAUUUUUGCCAGUCUGAAGGAAAAGUAGUACCUUGUAGUUUAAAUUUGCAUUUUUGCAAUAACAUAAAAUUGAAGUUGGGCAUCUUCUUGAGAUGUACUUGAAAUAUUUUUCCAGUUUAUCCCUUGAAUUUGUGUUUAUUGCCAUGAAGACCAUUUAAAAAAUGCUUAUUAGUUUAACAGAUUCUCAUGGCUUUUAGAUUUUGUUUCAUUUAGAAAGGCAUUCUUUAUUAAAAAAUAAUUAAUGGUUUUGUUUUUUUUACAUUUAAAGUCUUUGAUCUGGAAGUUUAAAUAAGGGUAGUAGGUAUGCAGCUUUACUUUUGAGGCAAAAAUGUAUAUAUUGUGAUAUAUAAUGUGUAUAUUGUAUUGAGAUGAUAAAUAAAGUGUAAUUCUUGGGAAAGAGUUGUUACUGUAUUGCUUGUUCGUUUUAAGGGAGAAUCAUUGAAAAUUUUUUUCACGGAUUAUUAAAGUAACACUUUUCUGUAGGAAAUUUAGAAGAAUACAGGAGGGAAUAAAAAUCAACCAUAAUCCCACUACCAUAUUAUAGAUAACAAAAUUGGGACCGUACUCAUACUGCAACUUAUUUUUUUCUCACUUGAUACUAACAUAGGAACUUAGGUUUAGAAAAUAAAUUGUCGUUUACCAUGGUGUCAGAAUUUUUUUCAACCAUCCUAGUAUUUUUCUGAGGCGAAAUCUGAGGCCCUUAAAGGAAUGAAUGACCUCGGCUUUAGGCAUACCUUUAAAUUUUGAACAGUUUUAAAGUGCUGCAUUUUAAAUGAGACACCAGCACUCAGGCGAGCCAGGCAUUCAGCGGGUUUCGACUCCAGAGAGAACGGAGCUCCAGGCCGGCCGGGGUCCUCGAGCCUGGCCGCUGGCCUCUCAGCCCAGCCUGGCUGCAGUGACCCCUGGUGGCGGAGGCAAGGGCGGCCAAGCACGAGGCUGAGGGUCAGAUCCACCGCUGAACCCUUCUCUUCCGAGAAAUCCUUUUAGUCGCUUUGGGAAACGCUUUCUUCGCAUUUGCCUGUCUGACCCUUUGCCGCACACGCCGACUUUGAGCGCAGAAUUGCGGCGCUAGAGCGCCCUGGCGCCGCAGACGACCGCCAGGUGUCCCCGAGGCGGGGCGAAGCUCAGCCCCGGCGCCUGGGGCUGGUUUCCGCGCCCCGCUCCCUCGUUACUCCAUCUGGGGAGUUUGAGAAGUUUUGAACUUCCGGGUUGGCUCUCCCGGGCUUGCGGUGUGGUGGCCAGCCGAAGGGCGUCGCUGUGCCCAGUGUUUGGGCGUGUCCCUUUAAACUUUUUUGUUUUUUAAACUUCGGGGGUGUAGUCACGGCCCUCCUCUCUCUGCGAGUUGCUCCCUGGACACCCGGUCCUUCCCUCCGCCCCGCCGUCCAGAUGCUGUGGAUCAUGAGCCUGAAGGGCGCGGGGACCCUUCUGGUGACCGAGGUGAUCAAAGAUCGCCUUUGUUUUGCCAUUCUCUACAGCAGACCAAAGAGUUCAUCAAAUGUACAUUAUUUCAGCAUAGAUAAUGAACUUGAAUAUGAAAACUUCUACGCAGAUUUUGGACCACUCAAUCUAGCAAUGGUUUACAGAUAUUGCUGCAAGAUUAAUAAGAAAUUAAAGUCCAUUACAAUGAUGAGGAAGAAAAUUAUUCAUUUUACUGGCCCUGAUCAGAGAAAACAGGCAAAUGCUGCUUUCCUUGUUGGAUGUUAUAUGGUUAUAUAUUUGGGGAAAACUCCAGAAGAAGCAUAUAGAAUAUUAAUGUUUGGAGAUACAUCCUAUAUUCCUUUCAGAGAUGCUGCCUAUGGGAGUUGCAAUUUCUACAUUACACUUCUUGACUGUUUUUAUGCAGUAAAGAAGGCAAUGCAGUAUGGCUUCCUUAAUUUCAACUCCUUUAACCUCGAUGAAUAUGAAUACUAUGAAAAAGCAGAAAAUGGAGAUUUAAAUUGGAUAAUACCAGACCGAUUUCUUGCCUUCUGUGGACCUCAUUCAAGAACCAGACUUGAAAGUGGUUACCACCAACAUUCUCCUGAGGCUUAUAUUCCGUAUUUUAAGAAUCACAACGUUACUACCAUUAUUCGUCUGAAUAAAAGGAUGUAUGAUGCCAAACGCUUUACGAACGCUGGUUUCGAUCACUAUGAUCUUUUCUUUGCGGAUGGCAGCACGCCUACUGAUGCCAUUGUUAAAGAAUUUCUGGAUGUUUGUGAAAAUGCAGAGGGUGCCAUUGCAGUACACUGUAAAGCUGGCCUUGGACGAACAGGCACUUUGAUAGCCUGCUACAUCAUGAAGCAUUACAGGAUGACAGCAACCGAGGCCAUUGCUUGGGUCAGAAUCUGCAGACCUGGCUCAGUGAUUGGACCUCAGCAACAAUUUUUGAUGAUGAAACAGGCAAGCCUCUGGAUGGAAGGUGACUAUUUUCGUCAAAAGUUAAAGGGUCAGGAGAAUGGAAGACACAGAGCAGCUGUCUCAAAACUCCUCUUGGCUGUUGAUGACAUUUCAAUCAAUGGGGUCGAGAAUGAAGACAAGCAAGAACAUGAACUGUACAGUGAUGAUGACGAAAUCAAUGCAGUGACACAAGGUGAUAGACUUCGGGCCCUGAAAAGCAGAAGACAAUCAAAAACAAACGCUAUUCCCCUCACAGUAAUUCUUCAGUCCAGUGUUCAGAGCUGUAAAACAUCUGAACCUAACAUUUCUGGCAGUGCAGGCAUUACUAAAAGAACCACCAGAUCUGCUUCAAGAAAAAGCAGUUUUAAAAGCCUGAUUCCUCAGAGGGAAAGAAGGAAAAGGAAUGCUUUGCAACAAAUGCCCUUCAUGGCAUUAUGGUACUCUCAUUGCUCGGCCGCUUUUGCACUCCCUUCUUUUUUUAUUGUUUUUCUAUUGUUUUUUAAUUUUUUGCAGAACUGAACCUUUUUCUGCUCUGCCUCUUCUCUCCUGUUUGUCUUUACUUUACGGUUGAUAUUGUACUGUCUUUUCCAAAGUAUCUGUCAUUAAAGAAUUAUACAAAGUGUAUACUUUUUAGCAUGUCAAUAUUUUUAUUAUGUUGCCUUCCUUGUCUUUGAUAACUACAUAUGGGACACUUAAAAGCCUUCAUGGUAAAAUCCUUUUUUUUUUCCCCUGUAGUCCCUCCAUUUCAAGGACUAAAACAGUCUUGCGUUAAGUAAAAACCUGUGACCAGAACUUGAAGGAAGACUCUAGGAACAGAAAACUACAACGGGACUUUAGCACAAUUUAUUUGGAAACAAAACAGAAUUGCAAAAGCCUUAGCUGCUUUCCACCUAAGAAGUUUAUUCAAUGAAGAAAAUGUCCACUGGAAUUUAAAUAACUACAUGAGUUUGGGUACAAGUGAAUGACUUGAAGAGGGCCCAACUCUCCUUCUAUAGAAAUGUCUUUAACAAAAAAAGCUGUUGUAAAUUAGUCUCAGGUGUAAAUAUCAAAGCCCUCUGUUAUCAGGAGAGCUGACUAGUCUGUGUGGUGCAGGUGUGUCCCUGUGAUGGCAAUCAGUUUAGCUGCUGGCCUUCAGAAGAAUUGAGGGUCUGAUGGAGGUUUUUUACUUAUUUAUUUGCUGUUCACCCUGUGUCAAAAUUUAUAAAGAUAAAACAAGCAUUACUGAAAUGGUACUUUCUGUAAUUUGAUACUAUUUGGUUUAAUCAUCUUCACUUUAGUAUUUGUAAUACUGUUAUAAUGUUAACUCUGUCAAGUACCCAAGCUGCUUGUCUUCCACCAAAGAGUGCUUUAUUAACAAGAAUCUGUGAAAACCACAUUUGAAGGCUGUUGCAUGUUGCGGUACUUUGGUAACCUAAAACUUUCAAGAGAAUGUUAAUAGUAGCUUUAGAAGACUCAGGAGGAGAAACUGGCUUCAGAGUUGGAAGACUGUUGUUAAGUCAUUCGUUUGUCAUUUCGGGACUGAAGAAUGCCAAGGCUGCCCACUAUUUGGUUGCCCAGUCAUACAAAUUAAAAUCAUAUUUCCUUCCAUGCAGGAAAAACCCCCACACUGUUGGUGUUUCCCCUGGAAACAGUGAUCCCAAAUAAUGGUGACUUUUUAAAAAAGUUACUUUGUUAGGGUCUUUCUCUGUGGCAUUGUGGAUUUUUUUUGUUAUGUGAAUGACCUAAGGCCAUUCACACACCCUUUGGUUUCAGUGACAGUUAUUCGUAUCUGGAUUUCAGUUGUUUGUAAAUAAGAAACUCACUGUUGCCUUUGGUUAGGGAAUACAACUAAUAACUCUUUGCAGAGUGCCUUCUCCCCUCAACCCCACAGAAACACAGCAGAGUCUGUAAUGUAAAACAAUCAUAAAACAGAAUUUAUUUGCUGCUAAAAAAAAAAAAAAGUGGGUCCCAAAAGAAAAAAAUAUUUGUAAUCAUCUUGGUUACCUCCAUAGGAAGUGAAUGGUUUAGUUAUUGCUAACCAGUGUUUGCCUGUCCUAGUCUGGAGAAUGGGGAGAUGAUACAAUAUUAAAAGGCAAAAUGCCUUCACGUUAUAAGAUGAAUGAAUCAGGUCAGUAGGCAAUUCCAUUUUUAAAAAGCUGCCUUUUUAAUACAAAUAGGAAGAAUAAGGAGUGGUUGGAAUAAACAGAUUAAAGUCUGCUAAUGCAGAAAGUAAUUAGAGGACGGUGGAUCUAUUUUGGUAUUUACUCUCUUGGAGUAAAUUGUCAGGUUGCCUAGUUUUGAGGGGAGAUGGAAGAUGCCAUUGUUUUUGGCCAAACAAGCAUUUGUUUGAGGUGCUCCUCAUUGGGCACCAUGAGGGCCAUGCCAGCUUUUUUCUGAGGACUGGACCUCAGAAAAACAGUGUUUUUCUAUCCCUGGAAGUUCAUAAAUAUAAAGACCUACUUACCUGAGGGAAGACAGCUCUUCAUUAAGCUUUGAGUGGGAGGGGAAACCUUCUGUUUGCUGUGUUGGUCUGGGAGAUGAUACUAAAUAUUGAAGCUGUGCCCAGGCAUUAAACACUGAAUUCUCAGGGCAACUCUUCUUCCCUUUAUACUUUGAAAGGCCAUCUCCUGCAUAAACAAUCCCGGUAGUUGUGAAAAUCAAACUUCCGUCUGAACCGUUCUUGCUGGUCAGAACAAGUAAACGUGCCGUCACCCUCACCGUGAAUAAGCCAUUUGGUGUCUCUUGGGCUUCAAUGUACCUUUCGUUUUACAAAUUGCCUUUCUGUGUGGCUGCUCAAGUGUCCAGCUAGAAUUGCUGUCACUGUGGUUCUUUCUAAAAAUCCUUGUAUUUGACGGGCUCACUGAAAUGAGUCAUCGCAAACUAGUCAUUUGUUAAAGAAGCCUUCCUUGGAACCCACAAUCUGGGAUAGUGCUUCAGACGGAUCGUAUAUAGCGGUGUUAAAUGUAUGGGGACAUCUGGAACCUAGGAAGUCUCUGCAUCUGAUGGAUGGAAAGUUCCUCCUGCUGUGAAUAAAAGUAGACUCUUCCCCCGCCCCCAACUGAAACUUUAACAUACCCAAGAAUCUCCUGAGAUUCUCAUUUUUAAUUUGUUAUAGAAGAUCUUGUUGCUAUGGAAUAUGAAACAGGGCAUGUCAGAUGGAGAGAUUUCUUUAACUUCAGAGCCUUAAAUAACUUUGAAAGUACACCAAGACAGUUUCCAUUGGAAUUAAAAUUAGAAAUGAAUAUUUUUAGGUGCCCUUGAAGCUUUCUGGGGACUCAAACCAUCAAGAGUUAGGGACGGUCCAAAAGAAGGGUGGUCUGCCAAACUGGGUACCUAGACAUAUAGACAGACUUCCAUUAUGUAAUGCUACAGGAAAACUAGAAAUCCCUCUAACCUGUCGGUGAAGAGGGACGGAUCCUGAGCAGUGCCUCACUAAAACAAGCAGCCUUACUUGUCAAGACGUAGCUGCAUCUAAGCGGCCCGCCACUCUUCUAGUCUCCAGAAUUUUUCUGCUGUGAACUCGAUCCUCUGAGCCUGUCCCCCACCCACUUCCUUCCCUGCCCUCCUCCGCCUCUCACAGGGGUGAUUUCUACCUCUUGGGCCCCGACAAGAUUGAAGGAGUCCCCAAGUGUUCUCAUGAGUCCCCAAGUGUCUCCCCUUGGGUGAACCGUUUGGACCAUCUGGUGUUCUGGGCCGCGUCAUGCCAAGAGCUCCGGGAGCCCUUCCCUUGCUUGACCAGUGGGCCUUGCGUUCCUUUGAUGUUUGUCAGAAAGUGGCUGAGCUGCUUCUCUUCAUACAGUUUUUGAAGUGAUGAUUGCAUUUUGGAAAGCAGUGCUCAUCACAAACAACUUUAAAAACAUGUUUUCAUUCUUUCCUAGUUCUUUCCCACCGAAACUGUCCUUGUGGGGCUAGCUGCUGCUCUUCCUUUUCUCCUAGAUCUGAGUAUUCGCCAUGUCACUAAGUGGAAAUACUACAGAUGUGUUUAAUUGACUGGACAGUUCACCUAAUCUGUGUAGGAAAUUACCUCCUUAAUUGCCCAGUAGAAUUAACUGUCAGCAGGUAUAUUCAUCUGAUUAUAUUACUGCAGUUUUAUAUUAAUGAUUUGCAGACUUUUAUCUAACCUGCACUCAUGUAUAGAUUAUUAAAACUUUUAAAAUGUGACUGAUUAAUCAGUAUUGGAUCAAUCGUUGUCUUGAUUUUUUUUAAUUAAAAUGUAUAUUUCUAAUCAUAUUUUAUAAAGCUGAGAGAACUAGUUGAAUGUUUAUUUUCCUGAAGGUAUUUUUAAGAUAAAGCUUCAUAAUGGCGUGUAAACUUUGCAUAUCUAUAUAGUUUGAUACAUAUUGUCACAUUUGUGUAUUGUAACUGGUUUUAUACGAAAUGUUGAAUAGUGGAAAUUGUAUAAUUAUAAUCAUGUAAUUAAAAGUAUUAACCAAACA